AUGACCUCUCCUCUCUACAACCCUCCUCUGAAACCGGGUAUCUCUGGCUAUCCUCGCGCGACGCCUCUCAAACGUCACCGAAAGGCGCAAGAGGCAAAGCAAGUAGGGGCUGGCCUUGCCAAGUCCGACCAUGACCCUUGGAUCAAAAUGUUGACCUCGAGAACAAGAAUGUGCUGCGUCACUCGAGAAUUGCGACCCGUUGCGCAUCUCAUACGUCUCACCCCCACAUACUUUCCAUCAACCGGCGAUAGACCGCACUCAUUACAACUUUUACCUGACGGGGUCGCCGAGCCAAGCACCGCUUCAAAGGGCCCUCAUUUACCGUUCAUCCGCGGAAUAUCAUCCCUCCAACUGCCCCCAAAUCUUGUGGAUAUCAUACAUGCUCAACUUCUCUCCCGGGUGCUUUGGGAACUUCGAUAUACCCUUCGGCGUAUCAGGCACUUGCCCAAAGUGCAUCUUGAAUCUCAAGAGCAGACUCGAAGAGUGCUCGAACGGUGGCCGAAUCCUAAAGGUCAAAUGGACAGUGCAAACGGAGUUGUAGCUUUGCUCGACCUGGCCGGCUUGACACCAGCACCCGUCGACUCAUCUUUUGACCUCAAAGAGAUCCCCUUUCCAGCCUCGCUCCCACAGAAUGUCCCGAGCCCAUUGAUGACACCGUUGUCCGAGCACCAGGACGUCCCCACCUACCAUCUAGCCUCCCUCUUCCCUCCUUCGCUUCACGCUUAUCUACACAAAAGUCUUUGGACUAUAUUCCACGUCGAGAGGCUGAGGGGAGUGCCCAAUACAUCUAGCUCUGAUGCCAAGGGCGAAGAGCAGAGUGAACAUGGGCUGUUGGCCACGAGUACGCUAGAAGCGAGCUCUAAUGGAUCGGCACUAGGGACAGAUGUGGCCAUUGCUCUUUGGAGACUGGUGUGCUUUCACGGACAUGGCUGGGAACAAACAUAG
This is a messenger RNA of Cryptococcus wingfieldii CBS 7118, 945 nucleotides long. RefSeq lists its product as hypothetical. The record is from RefSeq and is a predicted model, not a curated record. The coding region runs from base 1 to 945 and encodes 314 amino acids. The transcript is spliced from 4 exons. Lineage: Eukaryota; Fungi; Basidiomycota; Tremellomycetes; Tremellales; Cryptococcaceae.